Messenger RNA from Aphanomyces astaci, 2393 nucleotides. RefSeq lists its product as hypothetical. Gene Ontology annotation, molecular function: protein binding; RNA polymerase II general transcription initiation factor activity. NCBI's taxonomy places the organism in Eukaryota, Oomycota, Saprolegniomycetes, Saprolegniales, Verrucalvaceae. The transcript is spliced from 5 exons. Gene Ontology annotation, biological process: transcription initiation at RNA polymerase II promoter. Bases 45 to 1718 code for a protein of 557 amino acids. Gene Ontology annotation, cellular component: transcription factor TFIID complex. The record is from RefSeq and is a predicted model, not a curated record.
CCCGUACGCAGGUGGUGUACCGAGCGGCGCCGACAAAGCCAACGAUGAACCUGAACAUGGACGACCUGGUUGCGUCUUACCUGGCACAGCGGGGUUAUCAGAAUGGCGGCGGCGGUGUGGCGGCGCCAGCAGGACUACAUGAUUAUGCACGACACGUGGGGCUGUCCAUUGACGCUUGUGCGUCGAACCACGUAUUGUUCCAUGGCAUGAACAAAGGCGAUCCUGCUGCGUACGAGCGUGCGUACACGACAUUGCUGGCAUGGAUUGGGAAUUCGCUUGACAUGUACAAGCUGGAAUUGCAUGCUGUGGCGUUCCCACUGUUUGUACAUUGCUACCUUGAACUGGUCGCGAAAGGCCACGCGGACGCAGCCAAGGCGUAUUUCACACGCCACGCCAAAGACCACCAACGUCUCCACAAGCACGAGAUUCGAUCAUUAGGUUCCGUGCUGACGAGGGAGCACUUGGGUCUAAACGAAUACGCCAAGCAAGUGCUGCACUCCAAGUUCCACGUGCAGCUGAGCCUCCUCGGGUUCCAGCUCCUCCACACUUUUCUGAGCGAUCACCAGAUGUUUCUGUUGUUGUGCAUCUUGAACGACCGCGUCACUAUCUCCGUGCAGACCAACCAUCCGUCCCUCACAAUUGCGCAGUGCGACACGCUGGCACCGCACGAGUCCACCGCCAUGACCACGUCGCUUCUCUUCCAAACCUCAGAUGAAAUCUCGCAACAAGUCCAGCAUACACCGGAAGCCAACCACAUUGCCGCGCAGGUCACUAGUGGCGACUACGACAUGGCGUACAUGGUCCAGACGGCUGGCGGCGACGUUUCCGAGUCUCUGACGCUGGCGUCGUUGCAUCAAGUGCCACUCCUUUGGGGCGUCCUGCCUCCUCGAAAGCGCGCGGUGGCUGCAGCGACCGAAGACGGGGAUGGGGAUGUGGAUUCGUCUGCUGCGGCCACAGACACGACGUCGCCGCCCACGACCACCGCCUCGUCCAGUGGUCCCGCCGACACCAAGGCCAAGGACUCCGUCGCCAACGCCGCCAAUAAUGCCGCCACUCUGUCCGCCCCUGGUGCCGUCACAGGUCCUGCGCCAGACCGCAGCUCGUCCUUCAACGCGAAUCUGUUGGAGAAACUCGUGCUGCGGCAGCCGGCGGACGUCCAAGAAGCGGCGUUUCAAGACGCCGACGCCCAGCUCGCGUUGAGCAGCUCGCAACUGCCGUCGGCGCUGUGCUUUACCGUAGCGAACGCGUCGGAACACUUGACCAACGUCUGUUUCAGUGCCCAGGGCGACGUCGUGGGCGGGGCGUUCGACGACGCGUCCUUUCGUGUGUGGAGCCAGGACGGGUCACCGUUGGGCGGGUUUGGCCAUCACAAAGACAACACGUCGGCGAUUCUACGAGGCCACGCUGGGCCAGUGUACGGGUGCGGAUUUACUCCAGACAACCGGUUCGCCGUGACCAGCUCGGCCGACUCGACCGUGCGGCUGUGGAGUCUGGCGAGUCGCACGUCCAUGGUGGUAUUCCGCGCGCACACGUACCCCGUGUGGGACGUGGCCGUGGCGCCCUUGGGGUACUACUUUGCGUCGGCGUCGAUGGACCGCACGGCGCGCCUAUGGAGUACCGACCGCGUCCAGCCGCUGCGGGUGUUUGCCGGCCACUUGAGCGACGUCGAGGUAACAUAUGCAAAAAUAUGUCAUCGCAUGGGAAAAACAAAGCGAUGAUGGACAUUUGAAGUGUGUGACGUUUCAUCCGAACCACAACUACCUUGCCACGGGCUCGACGGACAAGACUGUGCGCCUGUGGGACGUCCAAACUGGCCACUGUCUCCGCGUGUUUGCAGGGCACUAUGGCGGCGUGUCGGCCGUCGCGUUCUCGCCGAAUGGGCGGUACCUCGCUAGUGCUGGUACGUAUAUUUAUAUUCAAAAUAAUAAUAAUAUUAUGAGAAUGUGCCUCGUUAUCACGACUUGAUUUUCAUUGUUUGAAACUCAGGCGACGACACGUUGGUGAAUAUCUGGGACCUGCACAUGGGCAAGAAGCUCGAAACCCUCGUGGGCCACCAAGAUGCCGUGCAUUCGCUGGCGUUUUCGGCAGAAAGCACGCUCGUCGCGAGCGGCGGCGCCGACCACACGGUUCGGUUGUGGGACAUGCACCGCCUCGAUGGGGCGACACACAAAGCCCCGCCUGUGACGGUGAAAUCACAGCACCACAACCAGUUCAAGCGGAAAACUGCCGCUGGACUCGCGCCCAGUCGCGCCCUCCUCAAGACGUUUACGACCAAGCGAACCCCCGUGUUGCGCGUACAAUUCACACCGCGAAACAUGCUACUGGUUGGUGGGGCGUAUUCAGCUGUACAUACCACCUUAACUUAACAGACGCCUGGUGUGGGAAUGGUGACC